Molecule: messenger RNA, 1121 nt
Organism: Carassius carassius (crucian carp)
Lineage: Eukaryota; Metazoa; Chordata; Actinopteri; Cypriniformes; Cyprinidae
Product: zinc-binding protein A33-like
Exons: 4
Coding region: 220-978 (252 amino acids)
Molecular function (GO): protein binding
Source: RefSeq, a predicted model, not a curated record
GGUCGUAGUUAACUGUCCCAUAUUUAUCCACUCACUCAUUGAUGCUGCUCCAAUUGAGUCUCUCAGAUGAUUGAAGUGAAUGUGGUUUGAUUUCAGUCUCAAGCUGAUCACACAGAGCGUCAGAUUAAACAGCAGUUUGAGAAGCUUCAUCAGUUUCUCAGAGAUGAAGAAGAAGCUACAGUCACUGCACUGAGGGAGGAAGAGGAGCAGAAGAAGCAGAUGAUGAAGGAGAAGCUGGAGGAGAUCAACACACACAUCUCAGCUCUUUCACACUCAGUCAAAGACACGGAGGAGAUGAUGAACGCCAGUGACGUCUGCUUUCUGAAGAAGUUUCCAGUCUCGAUGGAAAGAGUCCAGAUCUCAUCACAGCCGGAUCCACAGACUCCUUCUGGAGCUCUGAUUCAUGUGCCACGUUACUUGGGAAACCUGCCCUUCAGAGUCUGGAAGAAGAUGCAGGACAUCGUCCAGAACACUCCUGUGAUUCUGGAUCCAAACACGGCUCAUCCAGAUCUCGUUGCGUCUGAUGAUCUGACCAGUGUGAAAUGGAGCUGGAACAAACAACCUCUUCCUGAUAACCCAGAGAGGUUUGAAUAUUAUCCCUGUGUUCUGGGUUCAGAGGGGUUUAACUCAGGAACACACUGCUGGGAUGUGGAGGUUAAAGAGAGUUCAGACUGGAGUCUCGGCGUCACUACAGCAUCAAACCAGAGGAAGGGACGGGAUUUCUAUAAGACUUGUGUCUGGAGUGUGUGGUACGAUCAGUACAGUCUGUCUGAGCAGCCUGUCUUUGGCUUUCGUGUGAAACAGGAUCUUGAGCGUGUGAGAGUGUAUCUGGACUAUGACAGAGGAACAGUGUCAUUCUCUGAUCCUCUAACUAACACACAUCUACACACAUUCACAACCACCUUCACUCACACACUCUUCCCAUUCUUCAGUUGUUAUACUAUUUUCACUCUUAAGAUUUUACCGUUCAAUAGUUAGUAAACGUUACUCCUUUGGUCGGGAUGUUUACAAUAUUUAAUCCAUGUCACACGAGUAAGAGACUGUUGAUCUGAAUAUCAGUACUUCUGUGAUUGGGCCGUGAUGAUCACAUGACUGAUAUCACGUAGAUAACUACAGCAACA